Molecule: messenger RNA, 7747 nt
Organism: Corythoichthys intestinalis (scribbled pipefish)
Lineage: Eukaryota; Metazoa; Chordata; Actinopteri; Syngnathiformes; Syngnathidae
Gene: hipk3b
Product: homeodomain interacting protein kinase 3b
Exons: 16
Coding region: 301-4242 (1313 amino acids)
Biological process (GO): peptidyl-threonine phosphorylation; peptidyl-serine phosphorylation
Cellular component (GO): cytoplasm; nucleus; PML body
Molecular function (GO): ATP binding; protein tyrosine kinase activity; protein serine/threonine kinase activity
Source: RefSeq, a predicted model, not a curated record
AAACAUUUCACUCUGGGUUGAAGACAGAGGAAAGAGACAUGUUGGACGCUAGCAGGGCUGCGGAGCCGCGCAUCUAGACGGGGGGACGGCCACCCUUUCCUAGAUGGGCUACCUCCCCCUAAAUGGUGGGAGACACAUUAGAACUGCGUAGCCCUCAGCCGAACAAGGCUUGAUAUUUCUGGAUCUUCAUAUGCGGGAUUCAGUUGACGUUUGCGAUGUGGGAGAUGGUGGCGAUGCCGAGGGGGAGCUCUCCCUUCCUGUCGUCUAGGACAAGAUGGCAGCAGUGCAGGCGAACUGUGCAUGCUAUGGAUUUAUGAAUCCGUAACAUGUUCAGAAAAGCCCUGGAUUAUAUUUAUAGUGACUCUAUGUGAAGGUAUGGCCUCACAAGUCUUGGUUUACCCACCACACAUUUAUCAAACCCAGACAAGUGCCUUUAGCAGUGGGAAGAAACUCAAAGUUGAGCCCAGCUGUGUGUACCAUGAGAGAGCACAUCCGCGGGCUUAUCUGAACAGACGAAUCCUUGGUAUUGUGAACCCGACGAAAGCCGGCUCGUUCUUGAGCCAAGACUUGACGGCGGGCUCGAAAGUGUUCGGAGGACAAGUUUAUCCUGUGAAGACAGUGAUCGUGCGGGGCGUCCAGAGACAACAGCCCGUGAAAAGAGGUGGAGAAUCGGGCCCAACUGUGGUCCAGCAGCGCCAGAAAACAGGGGUAAUCCAUAAGCAGAUCCAGGAACAACACCAGCCACAGAAGACAGUCACAGCAAGUGGGGGCAGCAGUGGAGCAACAGGGGCAGGAGGAGGGGGAAGGGGAGAGGGCUGCAGUGGAGGAGUUGAGGGAGGUGGAGAAGAGGAGGAAGGUGACACAGAAACAGGCUGUGGAAGUUUGAACUCGGCUGACAGCUCUCAGCGAUGUGGACUGAAACGUAAAAGUGAGGAGCUGGAUAAUCGAGGGAGCACCAUGCAGAUUGUGGAGGAACUGUCAAUGUUGCCUGCCAUGUUGCACACAACGAAUGUAGGAAACGCAGCAGCAGCUACCGCGCCUGCGGCCGUGGGGGGUGGAGGGGGGACUUCCAAACAGACUGUAGGACCCGUGGGUGUUGGUGCAGCAGGAGGAGCGGGAGGAUGUGACGGGGACUAUCAGGUAGUACAGCAUGAGGUGCUUUGCUCCCUGAAGAAUACUUACGAAGUGCUGGAUUUCUUGGGCCGAGGCACAUUCGGACAGGUUGUAAAGUGCUGGAAAAGAGGCACGGGAGAGGUAGUGGCCGUAAAGAUCCUGAAGAACCAUCCCUCUUACGCUCGACAAGGUCAAAUCGAAGUAGGCAUCCUUGCUCGUCUCAGUGGGGAAAAUGCAGACCAACACAAUCUGGUGCGAGCCUUUGAAUGCUUCCAACACCGCAGCCACACCUGCCUUGUGUUUGAGAUGCUCGAGCAGAACCUUUAUGAUUUUCUGAAGCAGAACAAGUUUAGCCCACUGCCCCUGAAAGUGAUCAGGCCUGUACUACAACAGGUGGCCACGGCUUUGAAAAAGUUGAAAAGCAUGGGUCUGAUACAUGCAGACCUCAAACCUGAGAACAUUAUGCUGGUGGAUCCGGUGAGGCAACCCUACAGGGUGAAGGUGAUAGACUUUGGCUCUGCCAGCCACGUCUCCAAAGCAGUCUGCUCCACGUACCUUCAGUCUCGCUACUAUAGGGCUCCAGAGAUUAUUUUGGGUUUGCCAUUUUGUGAAGCCAUAGACAUGUGGUCCUUGGGCUGUGUGAUAGCUGAGCUUUUUCUGGGCUGGCCGCUUUACCCUGGGGCCUUGGAGUAUGACCAGAUUCGCUACAUUUCUCAGACACAAGGUUUGCCCGGAGAGCAUUUACUGAAUGCAGGAACGAAGACGGCACGUUUCUUUUGCAGAGAGUCUGACUCGCCUUAUGCAGUCUGGAGAAUAAAGUCUACAGAUGAGCAUGAGGCCGAGACGGGGAUGAAGUCAAAGGAAGCGAGGAAGUACAUCUUCAGCUGUUUAGCUGACAUAGUACAUGUGAACAUGGUGAUGAAUCUGGAAGGCAGCGACUUGCUUGCAGAGAAGGCAGACCGCAGAGAGUUUGUGUGUCUGCUGAAAAAAAUGUUGCUUAUUGAUGCAGAGGAGAGGAUCGCACCCGCCGAAGCUCUCAGUCACUCCUUUGUCACAAUGCAACACUUGCUGGACUUCCCUCAUAGUAACCAUGUGAAGUCGUGUUUCCACAUCAUGGAUAUUUGCUCAACCCGUCCUAACACAUAUGAGGCCACCAACCGAAGUAAGGGACCCUUCGUCAGACCUGGGGCUGCUGCUGCUGCAGCCACAGUCAACCACCCAUUCAACAAAGUGACUGUCGUCCAUCCUCAAGCAUUAGCGGCCUCUGCCCCUUCAGUGUUGCAUCCUGGAAUACCAUUACAAACAGGAAGUGGACAGUUUGGAGCCAACGAGUCAUUUCAACAGGCACUCAUCUUAUGUCCCCCCACCAUCCAAGGGAUACCCACCAACACUGUGAAACCAGCUGGUUACCCUGUUCGAAUGGAGGCCUCCGUGCCUCUGGUCACUCAAGCGCCCCCAAUUCAGCCCAUCCAAAUAAGACCAGGAGUAAUUACACAGGCCUGGUCGAACCGAGCCCAGCAGAUUUUGGUGCCCACUUGGCAGCAAGUGACAUCAGUUCCCCCACCACCAACCACAUUGGCAUCAGAGACUGUGGCGGGCCCACCGAGAGUGGGUGACUGGGGGAAAGUACGUCCCCAUGGUAACCAUUACAGCUCCAUGAUUGCCCACCCUCAGCCAUUCUUAACCAACCAAAUGACCAUGCCCGCCCACCAGCCAAUAAACAUAGGCAUUGCACAUGUGGUGUGGCCGCAGCCUGCUGCCAACAAGAGAGCGAAGCCUGGUGCCAACAGAGGCAGCAGCUUUUUCCAAAACACAAACAUCCAAAAUUUACCUUGCCAGUCCCCAAAGAUGGCUGAUACAGCAAAGAAUGUGGAAGAAGCAGCGGAGGAAGAAGCUAGGUGCCCUGAAAAGGGGCAUGCUGUUGUACAGGAGCAUGAAACGGAGCGGGCGGAAGAGGAAGACGAUGACAACUGCUGUAAAGUAGAGCCAGACUGCGAGGACCUUUCGGUCUCACAAGAGCAACGGCACGCCAUGGUGAUCUCCGAGCUAACUAGCCCGUCUGUAAGCGUCAUCAGUAUCAGUAGUGAUGAAGAGGAGGACGCACAAAGACACUCGAUGGGGGAAUGUAAAGGAAGUGCAGAUUGCGAGGCAUGUCAGAGCACAGUUAGUAUGGAGAGAGUCUGUUCCCUCAGCAGCCCUGACAGCACGCUCAGCACCAGAUCGUCGGCUUCUGUGCAGUCCAGCACGUCACCCUGUAAACAUACCAACAGCAUGUCUGAUGAUGAGCAGGAGAGUGGGUGCGACACAGUGGACAUCUUACCUGCCUCAAACGGCAAUAACAACAGUCCUUUCCCUGAGCGGCGUUACAUCGCUAACAGCAAUCAGAACUGCAAGUCUCAUGUUACGUGUGUUGCCCUGGAAACAGAGUCCAGCAAGCCAGCAGUGCGUACGGCCGCUGUACCGCCAAUGAGGGUACAGAACAACAACACUGUCAGUGGAACGCCAGCUGCUUCUUGCUCAGUUCUGGAGUCUUCAUACCAGUCGAAAGGGAGAGGCCCUUCUGGGCGACAUCAUCACCACUCUACUCCUCUCCUCAACCGUUCCCAAAAGAUCACCCCUUCAUUCCAACCCCAACAGCAGCAACCCAUCGGCUUUGGGCAGGUCCAACAUUUCACUUCCUGCCACCAAGAAUGGAACGGCAACUUCACCCACCGCAGACCGCAGGCUUUCAUCCCACCCACCAUCCACGGGCCCGCAUUCACCUUGUCCCACAGCAGUCCGACCCACUCUGCGGGCCACCCCCACCUUGGUGGACACCCGCAUUCCCAACCCACGUUGUUGUCCUAUCCCCCGUCUGGUCCAUUGGUCACAGCUGCACCCGUGGCCCACCUCUUGGCCUCCCCUGGCGCCUCACGUCCUGUCAUUCAGCCCGCUUACAGCAUCUCUCACCCAGCGGGCAUUGUGCAUCAGGUCACGGUUGGCAUCAACCCCCGGCUUUUGCCAUCCCCAACCUUGCAUCCCCAAGGUCAAUUCAAGCCCCUCUUCCCCCCGCAUUCCUACAUAGCCUCGCCUGCCUACGCCAGUUUCCCACUCAGUCCCACCAAAAUAAACCAGUAUACCUACAUCUGAGCAUGGGUGCCCAGGUACUUUUCUCACUACCCGAGGGCUAAGUGCACGGGGCGAAUUCUGUCUUAAACCACAAGCAACAUGGUUUUUCAUUUCCAAAAACCGUGGCACAACCACAGAGAAAGCAAGCUAUUUUUUGAAUCAUGUCAACUUGGGUGUAAUUGAACUUCAAGCUUUAAAGAAAAAAAAAAAAAAAUAGUGAAAGAGUUCCGAUGUCAGAGAUUAUUUGGGCAAAAAUCUGAAGGAAAUAAUGUAUGAAUGAUUGAAUGAAUGAGUAGUUAAACUCACACUUAAUGUGUUUUGCACAUUUGAUAUACCUUUGCAUUGGAUCUUCUACGAAUACUCCUCAAAACAGGUAAAUAAUUGGGGUGGUGUUUAAUAGUUUGACGUUGCACCCCCGAUCCCAGCUAUUUUUCUAUAUUGCCUUCUUACAUGAGCAAGACACAUUCACAUUUGUAAAGCCAUCCCCGUCUCUAGCUCUAGAUUGCCAGAUGUCGUCUACGGUGUAUGUUGUACCGCGUUCCGAGUAUUUGUACUUUUUCAGUGUCUUUCGGUGUUCGCAAUGUCAGAAGUCAUUUAUGCGAUUUAAAUAGGGUCUUUCCUCACGCUGCAUGUGGUCUUGCAUGAGCAAAAGUGUAAACUGAACGAUGCGCAGACAUUUAUCGUAUCGUUUGUUUCACAAGACUCGCUGCAUUGUAUAACUGUCCCCAACCAUAGUGCCUUACAUAUUGUUCAUGUUAAUACUUAUAUAUGACUAUAUUCAAGACUAUUAAUGUACUGGACUGCAGCACUUGAAAUUCCAAUCGCUCGAUGCAUCCUAUGUGUGAGUAUAUAAAUAUAUAUAUAUGCACAUAGGCUGCAUGGAUGUGAUGUUCCGCGGAUAGCGGUGCAUAUACUUUGGAGUCGGUGUAUAUUUCAGUGUGUCGUACGUUCUUUUCUGUUGAUGCAAGAAAAACAGCAUGCUUUGCUGUUGCGAAUGCUUUCCCGUUUAAUUAAGGAGAAAAAAACAACUUUGAUUUGUCCGAAUGAACUAGUGUACAAAGUGCAAGUACUGAGUAUUGCUUCAUAUUUGAUAAUCACUUUCUAUUUAGUGAAACUCUUGUUACUAACAGUAUUUGUACUGUUUGACGAAACUGCAAUACAAUCUAAAUAGUCGCCUUUCCCUCCUCACCCGUCUCCGUAUUUUCAUUUUGAGUGUUUCCACUUUGUUUCUUCGAUGUUUAGACGUGUGGGCAUGGCUUUGACUAGGUCUGGAAAACAAUGCAAAUUAAUUCACAGUAUGGAUUUUUCUAAGCCUGAGCAAACCAUGCAGUAUUCGAUAUACACACAUAUAUGGACGUAUAUUAUAGAAAUAGAGUAUAUAGUACCAAUGCUUGAUGAGGUGUGAGUUAAUUCUGUGUAAUUCUCUCAUUUAUGCAUGUGUGACAAAGUUAACUUUUCCCUUUACAUUUGUUAAUGGCUAAAGGCUUCUCGGUGUCGAAUGCUUCUUUUAAACAUUCCGUCAGGGAGGAUAUAUAUAUAUAUACAUAUAUAAAUAUAUACGGUGGGAGCAGGUGUCACGAGUCAAUAUACCAUAUAUCUAUAUAUGUAGAUAUUUGUGUGUGUUUUCUUGUUUCGUUUCUUAGUUAUUUGUGUAUAUUUUUGUCUUUUAAUUUCAAAUGAAGUUGCUUGGCAGCACCAAAGACUGUAAUUCAUUUCCUGAGCAAGGUAGCUACUCUGUUCGCAUAAACCUCACUUAGAACCUAGUCGCAGAAUGGGGGUGGAUUUAAAAGAAAAAAAAAACAAAAAACAAACUAAAACUUAUUUAAAACGGCAGAGGUUUUGUCUAGCUUAUUGGGGCAAUUAAUAAGUCGUAUCAUUUCUUUCUUGAAUGUAUCAUAGAUAAGCUGCUAAAUGAUGAUUGCCACUUCCAUAGCUGUGAAAUUAGGUGAUUUCUCUGAGUUUGAACCUAGCGCUGCGAUUUGCGUGUGUAUGUGUGUAGGUCCCUAAUUAUCUAAAAUAGAAGUGGUUUUGAUUUGUUUUUCGUGUUCCUAUUUGGAGUGUCAUUGUAUCUACUGUAUUGCUGAUAAUGAACACUAGUUGCGUUUGUUGUUUCUCGGGAUAUGUGUGUGUGUGUGUGCAUCAGUAUUUUAUCCUUUCCGACCUAUCCUGCAAGCUCAUCACUGCAUAUAAAUGAUGUAUCAAUGUAUAACUUAAUUUUUUGUAUGUUUUCAUAAUGAUGUUUCGUACACAUUUAAAACUGUAACUUGCAGUAUCAAUUUAACUUAUACGUUAACGAUAAUCUACCAGUGCAGGAGCACUGUGAGAGAACGGAUUAAAAACAUUAUUAUGUAUGUUAAAAUGAUCAUUUACACUCACCACAAAGGAAGGCGGAGUACAAUAUAUGCCCAAAAAUCUAUGGUUUUUAUUCCUCUAAAGUUGAACUGGUUUAACCUAGUAUUCAUUAUAAGAAUGUUUUUAUCUGUUCAAUGUUAUGAGAAUAUCAGCUUUGCCUUGCUUUCUGAUCGCUGCCCCCACUUGUCUCAAUGUGUUUAAUUGGAAAGUGGCUGUUGUCGUGUGGUCCUUACUGAAACUGAAGCAGUGUGAGCAGCACUGUGUAUGUGCCUUGAGAUUCAGUACAUUCGAGAUUGUUAUUGCUAAAUGCAUACUGAAGGAAGGAGGCCUGGAAUCCAUUGAGUCCAUUAAUAUUAAGUACUCUAUACGGACAAGUACUGGGACAUUUACAGGAAGUGAAAAAGGCAAAAAUACAGCAUUUGUACCCCUAUAUGCUUUGAAUAACUCAAUCACUAGCCUCUUUUUUUACAUUGAGAUCAUACAAAACCACCACGUCCAGAGCAGUAACAAGACAAUAAUUAACUUCAUUUUACUUGUAGAGCCCUUAAACUGCCGCAACUCAAAUAAACCGCUGUACAUGAGUAAAAAUUGACUGAAACAAAAGACAAUUAAAUAUUAGUAACAAAACCAAGGGCGUAGGUUUGGUCUCAACAUUGGUAGGGACAAUAUAACACCAUAACCUGCAUGUGUACUUUUGGCUGGGGACGGGACAUUAAUAAGACCAAACAGAUUGGGUAAACUGGGGUCAGGGCUACAUUUCUCAAGAAUAUGAACCUAAAUAUUUGAUAAAUGAUCAAUGCGAAAUAAAUCUUUAUUUCCCCACUUUCACGUGUAUUGGUUCAGGUGAUAGACCGUUCGAUUUAAACCUUUGUUUUUGAAAACUACUAAAAAUACAUUUAGAAAAUUUGUAUAGUAAUGAAUAUCUGGAUUUUAUUAGCAAAUUUAAAUUGCAAUAUUUGAACACAAAUUUUAACAUACACAAUAAAUACAAACUUGUUUAUGAUCACUUUCAAUCCAGAAAUGCAAAAAAUAAACAUUUGUCUUAAGUCCACUCAACACUGUCGAAAUCACUGGUCCUUAACCUUGGUAAAGGUACCGAACCCCACAAGUUUCACAUGUGGAUUAACCGAACCCUUCGGAAUAAGAUAAUGAAGCUAUUUUUUUUUUUUUUUUU